Molecule: messenger RNA, 3320 nt
Organism: Phacochoerus africanus (Common warthog)
Lineage: Eukaryota; Metazoa; Chordata; Mammalia; Artiodactyla; Suidae
Gene: GSC2
Product: goosecoid homeobox 2
Exons: 3
Coding region: 43-657 (204 amino acids)
Biological process (GO): regulation of transcription by RNA polymerase II
Cellular component (GO): nucleus
Molecular function (GO): RNA polymerase II cis-regulatory region sequence-specific DNA binding; DNA-binding transcription factor activity, RNA polymerase II-specific
Source: RefSeq, a predicted model, not a curated record
ACGGAUAUAUUCCCGCGGCGGCGGCGGUGGCCAACAGGCGGCAUGACAGCGGCCGGGGGCGCGUCGGGCCGCAGGGGCUCCGGGAGGCUCUGCCCCUUCUCCAUUGAGCAUAUCCUCUCCGGCCUCCCCGAGCGGAGCCCCACGGCCCGGGCCGCCCCUCCGCCGCCGGCCGCCGGCCGCCAAAGCCCCGCGGAGCCCGGGGCGCCCGGGACGCCUGAGGCGGUUCCCUGUGCCUGCUGCUGCUGCUGCGGCCCCCGCGCCGCGCCCCAACGGGCCCCGGAGCCGGCCUCGGGGCUGGGCGCGCGGCUGCCUUGGCCGGUGAGGCUAGGACCCACGGCGCCCUUGCCCUUGGCCUCGUCUACCGAAGGCUCUGGGGCGCUGCCGGGCGCGAGCAGCCCCGGGCCGCAGCGACGCACGAGGCGCCACCGCACCAUCUUCAGCGAGGAGCAGCUGCAGGCGCUGGAGGCGCUCUUCGUGCAGAACCAGUACCCCGACGUGGGCACGCGGGAGCGGCUGGCCGGCCGCAUCCGCCUGCGCGAGGAGCGUGUGGAGGUCUGGUUCAAGAACCGCCGGGCCAAGUGGCGACACCAGAAACGCGCGUCAGCGUCUGGUAGGCUCCUGCCGGGAGCCAAGAAACCCCCUAAGGAGAGCUGCUGACGGCCAUGGGGGUCACUCCUGGGCUCGGCGGCGUCCUCUGGCCUCAGCGCUGGGAGAAGAGAGAUCUGCCAUAACAGGAGGUGGGAGAGGACACCAGCCUCUUUCGUGGAGUCUGCACAGCUGUCUGCGUCCUGGAGCUCGAUGCAGCAUCUCCCUCUGCGUGUGUCCCCGCGCCACUUGAGCCAGGCGGGAGAGCGCCCCAUGCCCCCUGCUCUGUGCGCCCUGCUUUCCAAUGGCCAGCGGCCGCAGGGCUGGGGAGAUUCGGGGAUGGAGUGUGGGACACAAGGAAGGUCAACUUCCUCAACCCCCCACGCACACACCCAGGAGGUACUAAACGGCCCCAGGACCACAGCCACCCCUUGGCCACCAGGCGCUGGGACUCCUCCUCCCCUCCUGCCGGUGCCAACCUCAGUCCUCUCCACCUUGACCCACCUGCAGCCCUCCCAAGGCGGAGAGGGUGGUGUCUGCAUCCUGGGGCUGCUACACAGGGCCAGAGGGUCCUUACCUGUAGAUUAAGGGAAUUUCUUGAAGCCCCUUUCCCACCCAUCAAUCCUGUGAACUGCAAAUACAGAAAAAGCGGUGCAGACACUGCAGUCUUCCAUGACCUCACUCUACACCCAGUGGGAUCUGGCCUUCUUCCCAGGGAGGGGGGCCAGUUUGUCAGAGCCCAGUGAGUUCUCCGCCCCUGUGUGGAGUGCCCCCAGCAGAGCACAUUGCUGCAUGGAUCGUUGCCAGCACCCUGGGGGCCUGCCCUGGCCUCUGGGAGCUGCUUCUUGGGUGGAGGUCAUUGGCUUCCCCACUUUGAGGGGCUUCUGUGCAGAAGUGUCUGCCUCCCUCAUGCGGUCAAUUUCUGCCAUCCUGUGGGACAAGAAGAUGUUCAAUUGAGGGGGAUCUGCAAACUGCCUUGAAAACACCUGCUAUAGCCUCCAUCAUCCUGGCUCCAGGGAGAAGGACAGUGUGAAAGCAAGGCUUCAAUUGAUCCCCAAGUUGGCCUGUACAGUGGGCACAAGGCCUGACACCCCUCAUCUGGCCUGAGGACUUAGUUCUGCUUCCUCACAGGUCCUGGAGGGUAGGGGCAAUGUCUGGUGUCUGGGUCUCUCCACAAAAGGUGCUGAAGCCAAGGCUGCAGCUCCCAGGGCUCUCGGAGGUGGGAGGUGUCAGGUCAGGUAGCACCAUGCAUGUGCCCCUUGCCAGGCCAGGGCUGCUCUGACACUGUCAGGUGGCUCAGUACAGCAGCCCUCACUAACCCCCCCAGGAUGCUCUUCUGGCUGCCACAGAGCCUUCUCUUCAAAUCCUGGCCUUAUCCUUGGAGAUUGCCCAACUUGCCCUCAGGGCUUCCCCACAGGCUGGGACAUCCUUAGCCUCCUGGCCCCAGAACCUCUGCCCUUGUUGUCUGAGUGGCUCUUUGUCAUGGUGUGGGACACCCGUGAUCAAGUCUCCACUUUCAAAGGACCAUUGGCUGUGCUGCCCUCCAGCUUUUUCGUUCCUCUCCAGCUGCCUUGGGCAGGCUUCCCCUACAGCUGCCAUAACAUAAGUGUCCCGGGCUGAGCCCAGGCACUCUCUUCUCAUCUCUGUUCUCACCUCAGUUUAUCACCUCCACUCUCAGGCUCGGUUCCUAUCUCUGUCUCACGUUUACAUCCCAGCCCAGGCCUCUCUCCUGUGCUAAAGAGUUAUGUCUAGCUGUCCCUUGACUCCACCUGGAAGCCCACAGCACCUCUAAGUCCCCUUGUCCAUAGCAGCCUCUUCCUCUGUGCAUUCCAGGUGCAUAAAACAGAGUUGGCAAGCACCUUGACUCCUCCUCUCCCUCACCCACCAAACCCAGGCCAACAGCAAGUUGAUUUUCUCCAAAAACAAUCCCAGAAUCCAUCUUCUUUCCAGGUUCCAGGUUGAUUUUCUCCAAAAACAAUCCCAGAAUCCAUCUUCUUUCCAGGCUCAAACCUGGUGAAAACCACUGUCAUCUCUCACCUUGACCACUGCAGCCUCCUCCAGCUUGUCUGCCUGCACCACUCUGUUUCCUCUGUGAUUCAUUCUCCGUAAAAGCCAGGGUACAAGUCCGAACCUGUCCCCCUCCUGCCUACAGCACUCCAAGGGCUUCCACUGCUCCCAGAACAAAGACAAAACAAAGUUGCCUUGACCCAUGACUCCUGACUUACCUGCAGCCUGGCCCUGCCCCUCUGGCAUCAGCUCCUACCCCACUGUUCCUUGCACUCUGUGUAUGCAAAGGUCUUCUCCCGCUGGCCUUCAAACAAGCUCUCCCCCUCCACCUGGUCAAUGCCUGCAACCACUCCCUUCCCUGGAAACUUCCCCUGACUGCCCCCCAGGUAGGAUUCUGCUCUCUUGCACUUGACCGUGCCAUUUUAUGCCUGUUUGUGGGAUGAUCUGACUAGUGUCUGUCGUCUGCAUUUGACUCCAGCUUUAUGAGGGCAGGAACCAAUACCAUGGAGACACUACUCCAUAACAGAAUAACUGCCUAUACUGAAUCAUUCUGGGGCAGAACUUGUUUGGUGUAAUUCACAACCUCCUUUUGGAAGAAAUGAUGGUUCGGGAAAAUGCUUAGGCAAUUUUCAGGUCCACUUCGAUAAGAAUUAGCUGUCUUCUUGGAAGCCAACUGUAGCAUUUAGGGACUAGACAUUUCUCGCAUAAAGAUUGAAUAAAAACUUUGA